AUAUGUGUAGCUACGUCACCGCGUAACAUGACCUCCGCCGCUGAGUCUGCAGCAGCACCGUCUCUACCUCCAGCCGUCAAAGCAUCGAUAAGUGCGGUGAAAACCAACAGAAACACCUCGUCGGCAGCAGACCAGCGUAAAAAUGGAAACCACGGCCUCCUCCUCCCCCUCCAGCCGGUGCAGUUACAGUUAUGAAGAUUACAAAGAGACAGCAGACUGGCUGCUGACACACACCAAAAAGCGUCCCAAGGUGGCGAUCAUCUGUGGUUCAGGUCUGGGCGGUCUGGGUGACCUGCUGGAGGAUAAAACCAUGUUCUCCUAUAAAGACAUUCCCCGUUUCCCGACCAGCACCGUCCCAGGUCAUGCAGGCCAGCUGGUGUUUGGGAAGCUGCAGGGCUGCGAAUGCGUCUGCAUGCAGGGCCGAUUCCACUUCUACGAAGGCUACAACGUGCAAACGGUGACUUACCCUGUGAGAGUCUUCUUCCUUCUGGGUGUGGAAACUCUAAUUGUGACAAAUGCUGCAGGAGGCCUCAAUGGCGCUUUUAACGUGGGAGACAUUAUGCUCAUCAGGGAUCACAUCAACACGCCGGGCUUUGCUGGUCAGAACCCGCUCUGUGGGCACAAUGAUGAAAGGUUUGGCGUGCGUUUCCCCUGCAUGUCGGAUGCGUAUGACCAAGAGCUAAGGGUCCUGGCCAGGCAAACAGCAGAGGAGCAGGGCUGCAGCAGCUUCCUGCAGGAAGGCGUUUACUGCAUGCUGGCUGGACCGACAUAUGAGACCAUCGCAGAGUGCAGAGCCCUGCAGAUGCUUGGCGCUGAUGCCGUGGGUAUGAGCACGGUUCCCGAGGUGGUGGUGGCUCGUCACUGCGGCCUGCGCGUCCUGGGUCUGUCCCUCGUCACCAACAAGGUGGUGAUGGACUAUGAGAGCAGCGACAGGGCGAACCACGAGGAGGUGCUGAAGACCACGCAGAACCGAGCCCAGGACCUCCAGAGGCUCGUCAGUCACCUCGUCGCCAAGUUCUAGCAACCUUCUCUGAGAUGACUUAGAGGAAACGCAGACAUGAUUUCCAGAUCAGUGUUGAGAUCAUCGCAGCUUUGAACAGAAGGUGAUGGUCAGCGGUUUAAAUUAGGGAGUUUCACUUGUUAUCGAACUUUAAAAAGGUUAAAAGUGGGAAACGUAUCUACAGAACUUUAGGUGAAAGUCCCUUUUAACAUUUAAAUAAUUAGUUUGUCUUAAAUCUUUUAUUUUUUUAGUUUUUUUGCUAAUUUAAAAUAGUCUGAAUCACUGGGAGAGCUAAUGAUACUAAUGAAUAUAUUCAGAAUAUAUUCUUUAAGACUAUUUAAAGCUGUUUUAUUGAUUUUCAAGGUGUUUUUUUUACAUGUUGAGUAAAACGCAUCGACAAAACGGGGCGUAUUUCAAGGCGAGCAUUUAAUACACACAAGUUUAAACUUGCUUUAUAACCAGAAAGAUUUUAGUUCUAAACUUAAUUUAUUUGUGCUUCCAAAAAUGAGCAAAGUUGUUGUUUUGCCUGCAAACAAAAUAUGUGAAAGAACAAGUGAAAGAGAGCAAAAAGAACCGUUGAGCCUAAUUGUUCUUAAACCUGAAGGUUUCUUUGGACAAAAUGAACAAAAUCUCAGUUAAACACUUUCGUAAAACCCGAUGUUGUGCUUUAAACGUCUUGUUUUCCUUUAGGACAGGUGGCGUUUCAAACUCCGCUGUGUCGUCUACAUGAAUCCAUCGUUUAGAGUCAAAUCUUCUUUGUUGCUUUGAAACAUGAAGGUAAAAUUAUUUUUAAAUGUGGAGUUAAAGGGGCCACACGAGAACAGGUCGCAGGUUUGAAUCCUGCCUGCAGCUUUUCGGACACUUGCCCAGGGUGUGAGCAAACGCAGCUCAAAACAUCAGUGGGUUGAAGUGAAAAUAAAUGUUAAACUCAAUUUUUAGCUAGAUUGCAGAUUUAGACGGUCGGCGGGAAAAGCCUUUCAAAAUAAAAGCAGGAUAAAGAGAUCAUCCGUCUGUGGUGUCAGAGUUCAUUUGAUGGUUUAUUUCCUGCGAGUGUGUUUGAACACGGCUCCUCAGUCAGUAGUUCAUGAAUCUAACCAAUCUGCAUCAAGAGGAACGCUUAGACCUAUGGUAGGAGGUCUCUUUACCCCACUUUUAUUUUGUGAUAACUGUUUUCAUUUAAAACAUCACAAAUAUUUAAAUGUCAAAACUUUAAAAUAAUAUAAUUUCUAAAUGUUAAGAUCAAAGUUUAUAUUUAGAUUUGAUUCUAGAUUUUUAUUUUGUCCUAAAUCCAUUUAGUGAAAAGUUAUUUUAGACAAAAUGCAGCAAUUACCUUGACGGUAAGUAAAGUCAUUCCUUGUGCUAACGGCUGCAAUUUAUGAAGAAAAAACAGAGAUGAUUAUUAUUAACAAUGUAAAAUAAUAAAUACAGCUUUAUGUGCACUUGCAUUCUUUAAAAAUUUAAAUAUAUUUUAUUAUAAGUGAAUUACAAAAUACGAGCAUUUAAAGUGUGAAAAACCUAAAAAAUAAAACACCUUCAAUUUGAUUCUCAGAUUUUAUUUGAACAAAGUUUUCAGGUAACGACCCAGAGGAGAUCAUCUAAAUGAAAUCAUUUAAGUCGAGUUUAGUCCUGGUGCAGCUGCUGCAUUCGCUUCGGUUUUCUCUGCACACGAAGACGCCGCCACCGUGUAACAACAGAGAGGAGUUAGAAUACCUGGAUCUGCACUUUCCAAUCUGCUCUGCACCGGUUGGGAACCGCUUGCCAGCUUUCCUUGACUGUCUUAAUUCAUUAGACUUGGAAAGGCCAGAAAAAUCCAGGAUCAGCAGUCAACCUCUUAGAGCGCCGGUAUCAGGCAGGGCAUCGUGGUGCUAAUGGAAAUCUAGAGAGGAAAAGAAAGCGUGGAGACAUUUCCCCCUGAAGGGUUUCUUUUUGCACAUGCAUUUAAUCUUCAGAAGGGCUGAAAGUAACCACUACCGGCGCUAUUGUCCUAAAAACCAACAGAUUUGCUUUUUAUUCCUCGUGUUUUUGAUGUUUAUCACCGGUUAGCAUGUCUGGAUUCAUCGUAUGGAUUUUAUAUCGGUUAAAACGGAGUUACACAACAAAGCUUCACUGUUGUUGCUGUCAAAUAAAAUCCUUUUUAGAUGA
Messenger RNA from Nothobranchius furzeri (turquoise killifish), 3142 nucleotides. RefSeq names its product purine nucleoside phosphorylase 6 (gene pnp6). Gene Ontology annotation, cellular component: cytoplasm. Lineage: Eukaryota; Metazoa; Chordata; Actinopteri; Cyprinodontiformes; Nothobranchiidae. Gene Ontology annotation, biological process: nucleoside metabolic process. Gene Ontology annotation, molecular function: purine-nucleoside phosphorylase activity. The record is from RefSeq and is a predicted model, not a curated record.